This is a messenger RNA of Styela clava, 1202 nucleotides long. RefSeq lists its product as uncharacterized. The record is from RefSeq and is a predicted model, not a curated record. Lineage: Eukaryota; Metazoa; Chordata; Ascidiacea; Stolidobranchia; Styelidae. Gene Ontology annotation, molecular function: N-acetyltransferase activity.
AUAAAAUAAGAAAACGAAAAGGUAUUUUUUCAGUAAAAUUGAACGUCAUGCUCUGACGAGUCCGAGUUAUCUUGCGCUUUGAAACGAAAAAACUUCCUACGUCACUUUGCUGCGUGCGGCAUAGCAAGUCCACGAAAGAAUGCCGCGGUCUGUACCGCAAGCACCGUAUUGUGCACGUGAGCGUUUUCAGAGCCGUAUCACCCGAGUGAACGAACAUCAAAUAGAUGUUUUGUAACGGAAAACCUUUACUCGAGUCAAACCAUACGAAGCGGAUAUGCGAUGGUAGUGACGGGUCGCUACCGUGUUUUAAUAGUAUAGAAAUUUUCGAAUUAAGGACUGAUAUAUUCUCGAUUGUUCUGAAGAUUAAACUAACGAUAAAAUGAUAUUUGAAAAUCUUGAAUUUCGAAUACUUCAAGAGGGAGAUUUUAAUGCGGUAUGGAAUCUGAUACUUGCCGAAUAUAUCACCCGUGAGCCCUGUUGUGUCGCACUGGACUUGGACGAGGAAAAAAUCAGCACUGUUUAUCUGAACUUGGCCAAGAAUAGUAUAAGCCAUCAAGCGAGUCUCGGAGCGUUUGAUAAACAAACGAAGGAAUUAAUUGGAAUUAACUUAACCUUGUUGGCGAAGAAACGAGAUUCUAUACCCGAUAUUGACUUAAGCCAACUUCCUAAAGAAAUGCAGCAAUAUGGGAUGAUGCUAACAACUCUGUCAGGGGAAGAAAAUCUGGUUGCGCCAGAAAAAUUUAUGGGAACGAAAAAUUAUAUGCAGUCAACUAUGCUCUGUUCGAAAACAGGGGUAACAAGGGUCUUGGAACAGAGCUAUACAAGAGGUCGGAAGAAAUAGCUCUGAAAGAAAGAUGCGAAAAGAGGUUCACAUUUUCAGUAAGUGCAUUCACAUCGAAGAUAUGCGACAAAAUGGGGUAUGAGUCUCUGAAAGAUGUAAUUUACAAAGACUAUAUUGAUCCUAUAACUGGAGAUAAGAUAUUCGAGAAUGUUCCCUCACCACACACAAAGUGUAGUCUUAUGUCUAAGAAUUUGUAAUUCCAAAUAAAUAUUGCAACAUUUCAAUGAAGAACCGGGACAAUGACUUGAACGAGAAUUCCUCUACGUCGAGUAUUGUAAUUUAGCAGAGUUUAGCGCCACGAAUGUUUCUAAGAGUGAUCUGUGCAUAUUGGAUUUCAUUCGAAUAAAUUUCUUGAAUUUUA